UAGGUACUGGUGCCCCUUCCUUCGCAUUCUCAGCGACUGUGAAACGAAGCGAUGUUACACGAGUAGCUCAGUCUCUGGUCUCGUCGAGGGAUUAACAACCGCUGCAGCAAUGUCACGUAUUAUUUCUCCAGUUUAAUCAAGUGCUACGAUGCUCACCACCUGCAAGCUUCACCGCAACCGUGUCAUUUUUUAAACGCGCGUUUUGCUCCGUCACACAUCGAGUCAACAUGGACACAGCAGACCAAGUCAUGGAGCUGCAGGUCUUUCAGAGCCAGGGUCCAGGUCCUCAUAAAUUGUUGCUGGAAUACCUGAAGAACAGGCACUAUGCAGCUUUUAAAAGCUUAGCAACCAAGAGCUUGAAGAAGAAUCCUCCCAGUAUUGACAUGGAUCACGUUUAUCCGUAUCCUCUGGACAAGACACUGUUGGAUAUUGCGUGUUCUAAUGGUCUGGAUGACUUUGUUGAACUGAUUUUGAACCUGGGUGCAAAUCCGAAUAAAGAGAACGUUGUUCAUCAGCGAUCACCGCUUCAUUUUGCCGCAGAAGCGGGACAUGCUGGUGUCCUUAAGAUACUACUCAGCAAUCCUGCUAUAAAACCAAAUUUAGAAGUAGCUCGACAAACCGCUCUGCAUAUUGCAGUUAACAAGAGAAACGUAGAAUGUGUCGAGGUUUUACUGGAGUGCAAUGCUAGUCCCAAUAUUGCAAACAGCAAGGGAUUGACACCGACUCAUUUGGCGGCGGCAUCACGCCAAGAAGCCGUGAUCGAUCUUAUAUUUUCUAAAUCGAAGUGCCCCCCAGAUAUAGAUAGCUUCAAAGACUUUAGGCGAAGAACAACGCGCCAGAUUCUGGAACAAGAGUUACCUCAUAUCUCACUCCCGCCUGUUAUCGAUAGAAAAAUGGAUGUCACUGAUCUGAAAUACUUCUUGGAUUGUAACGACGAAGAGAGCUAUUUACAGCAUGCGGAAAACGUUGAAUUGACGCACGAAGAAAUGAUAGAUCUUUUAAAAAUAGCAGUUCGGCAAAAUUUACCAGGGGUUGUGAAGAGUCUGGCUAAGAACGAGAUCUUUGGUGACAGAGGAAUCUUAGCUGAAGCGGCGGAAAACGCCGUCGUCAGAGGCCACUACAAAGUUCUCAAGGAACUGUUCGAUGCUGGUGCGGAACGAAGUGGAAAUCUUCUGAUUAAGGGCUGUCAAGAACUCGGAUCUCACGCUGUUCGCGGUUCAGAUCGAAUGGCCUGUCUCAGACUUAUUUUGGCGAAGCCAGUAAACGUUCGAGACGUAGAUGAGAAAGGAAACACUGCGUUGCAUUAUGCAGCCCGUGCAGAAUCUUCGGAGAUAAUAAGCGAGCUAUUGAAAUCUGGGAGUUACAUUGGUCAUCAAAACGAUUUGGGAAUUCCUCCAAUAGCAAAUAUCUCCCCUGAAAGUAUGUCUCGGUAUUUGGAUGAUUGUUUACAAACGACCAAGGAACACACUGAUGAUUACGAGGAUUACGAAAUUGAAUUUAAUUAUCAGUGCCUAGCUCCGCACGGUUUUAUCAGGAAUCAGGACAGCGAACAUUUGCUUGAAAAAGGUCACGUCAAUUACAAAAGAAUCUGUAUGGAAAUGCAGCCAUUUUUAUACAUAGCUAAUAGCAACUCUCAUCGACAUCUUCUAAAGCAUCCGAUACUUUCGUCGUUCCUUUAUCUCAAGUGGCAACGCAUCAGCCCAAUUUUAUACGCCAAUUUUAUAUUCUAUGUAAUUUUUUACCUGAUAUUUAAUGCGUAUAUAUUAUCCAUGACAUUCAGCAGUGGUGAUCCGGAAAAUGAAACGGAAUCUACGUCAUAUAAUGGCAACGAUACUGAAUCAGAUAUUUCGUUAGCAAAGUGGCAACAAAAUGGUACUCUGUGGACCUUUACUGCGAUUGCCUUAAUGAUUCUGAUUCUCCGAGAAUUGCUUCAGCUGGUUUCUUCUCCUUGGAACUAUUUCUUCAGUUCUGAAAAUUGGUUGGAACUUUUGUUAGUUUGUUUGGGAGUAGCUCUGCUCGGCGGACCCGAACCUCGCACCGGGGCAAUAGCGAUUUUACUCUCUGCCUGGGAACUAGUCAUCCUUAUUGGACAGCAUCCUCGAAUGUCGACUGCGAUUGAAAUGUUCAAAACAGUUACACUUAACUUUAUGCAUUUCCUAUUUUUAUACGCUUUCCUUAUUCUUGCGUUUGCAUUCGCUUUUUAUACGCUAUUCAAAGAUCAAAGCGACUUCCUUGAUCCGGGACAUUCUCUUUUCAAAACCAUUAUCAUGUUGACUGGAGAAUUUGACGCCAGCGACAUACCAUUUAUAGCUCAUCCUGUACUAAGUCGCCUUGUGUUUGUACUUUUUGUUUUCCUAAUAGCGAUAGUACUGUUUAAUCUGUUGAACGGUUUGGCCGUUAGUGAUACAGCCGAAAUAUUGGGCAAAGCUGAACUUGUGGGAUUAAUUUCCAGAGUUAAACUUGUCUCCUAUGCAGAAGGUAUUGUCGUUGGUUCACCUGUAUUAAAAAAUCGAUGGUGUUGUCACUACGGGGAAUUUGUUCAACGAAUGAGGAUAAAUCCUCUUCGUUUUAUGUCGAAAAAGAUUUUAUUUUUCCCUGACUUUCUACCAGAAGCUAAAAUCAGAGUUAAGCCACUACGGGGUAACACCGUUAUACCUCAUGGUAAGACAGUGUACAGAAAUACAUGUUCAAAGCUCACACUUGACCGUCAUAUAAUUGAACAGGCAAAAGAGAUUAUUUUGUCAAGAGGACGUAUCUCAGAUUAUGAAAAAAUUAUAAAUGUAUUCAAUCAGAAGUUUGAAAGACUUGAAGCGAUGUUGCAAAGUCUCAAUCUAGCUGUAAAAGAGAAUACUUGCAAUACCAAUGAAACAGAUUAAACAAUAUGUUGAGUUAAACGAAAAUACUUUUCAUGUAGAAUUCAGCGAGAACUAUUAUUUCUGUACUCAUUGCUUUUUUUUUAUCAAAUUGAGAAAAACUGAUUAACUUCUCAUUUUCAAUACUGCUAAAAUCUUUCGAAAUUGGUACUCUUGGUUCGCUGAUCAAAUCUUGUGAAUAUAGUAUUUUUACACUUAUUUUACAAAAGAAAGCGAGUAUGGAAAUAAUGUGCUUAAAAGAAAAAAUGUAGAAUAAGUGAAAACGAAUUCUUAUGAUGGCUUGUUACAUUAUAUUCUCAGUGAAAAAAAACGUGUUCCAUUAUUGAUAAGACAAGGUAAUAUUAUUUAUUUAGGUAUAUUUUCUAAUUGCUUACUAUUUAAAUGGAAUAUUUAGCUUUGUGCUAGUGUUGUUAAUCUACAACAAUUUUCAAUUCAUAACUAAUGAAUUAAUUUGAUCUAUAUCAAUAAAGAAUGGCAUUUAUCUUUCA
Messenger RNA from Neodiprion fabricii, 3361 nucleotides. It is a transcript of the gene pain, whose product is annotated as transient receptor potential cation channel protein painless. The coding region runs from base 228 to 2876 and encodes 882 amino acids. Lineage: Eukaryota; Metazoa; Arthropoda; Insecta; Hymenoptera; Diprionidae. Gene Ontology annotation, cellular component: membrane. Gene Ontology annotation, molecular function: monoatomic ion channel activity; protein binding. Gene Ontology annotation, biological process: monoatomic ion transport; transmembrane transport. The transcript is spliced from 3 exons. The record is from RefSeq and is a predicted model, not a curated record.